This is a messenger RNA of Capsicum annuum, 756 nucleotides long. RefSeq lists its product as uncharacterized. The record is from RefSeq and is a predicted model, not a curated record. Lineage: Eukaryota; Viridiplantae; Streptophyta; Magnoliopsida; Solanales; Solanaceae. Bases 1 to 756 code for a protein of 251 amino acids. The transcript has a single exon.
AUGCUAAUUGCAAGUGGACAAGAUAGUGAAAAUCAAAUAUAUCCUGUAGCUUGGGCAGUCGUUGACUCUGAGAAUGAAUUUUCUUCGACUUGGGUUUUUCGCCAAUUAGUCAAUGUUGUGCCAAAUACAUCUGAGUUGUCCAUCAUAUCAGCCAGAAAUCCAAGCAUAAAGAAAGCAGAUGCUAUAGUUUACAAUCAAGCUCAUCAUAGAGUAUUUACAAGGCAACUUGGUGAAAAUAUUCGUACAAACUAUCAUGUUGGUUCUUCAGUCCUUAGCUUAUACUAUCUUGCAGGAAAAACAUAUAGAAUCGAGGAAUUCAAUGAGUAUUUAGAAGAAAUUCGACGGAAAGGGUAUGGUAAUGUUGUUGAGUAUCUCGAGAAUUUUAUUGGUUUCAAGCGAUGGAGUAGAUCUCAUUUUCCUGGACACAUGUAUGAUGUCAUAACCUCCAAUAUUGUGGAGUCUAUUAAUGCUAGACUUGUAACAGAAAGAGAACUUCCCAUCAUUGCUUUAUUUAAUGCAAUUCAAAAGUUGUUAUGUAGAUGGUUUCGUGAGCGUCGUGGACUAACAUUGUCCACAAAUAACUAUUUAACUCCAGCAGUAAAUGCUUUAGUGAGAGAAACAAGACGUGAAAUAGUAGACAAAUUAUCUGUACACCAACUUCAUGUGAAUGAGUUUAUUGUUCAAGGGGAUGGUCAAGAUGCAAGAGUUAAUGUCAAUGCCAAAACAUGCACUUGUAGGGUGUGGGAUCUUCAGUAA